AACCACUUCCACGCAAAAAAAAGGCAGGCAGAUCACACCGCAUGGUGGCACGCCAUUUUUCCCCCCUAUAUAAAGCACCAAUCUCCUUCCCCGAAUUCGGGCACGGAACACAUCCAUCCCUCGCUCUCUCUCGCGCGCGCGCUCGUGCUCCUUCGUGCUGCUCGCCCCGCCCCCGCCGCCCUGCCCUCCCCACCGUCGUCACCGGCGUGGGGGGAACGACAUGACUACUUCCAGGCGCCUUGCGGACAGGAAGACAGCCAAGUUCCAGAAGAACAUCACGAGGCGGGGUUCCGUGCCGGAAACCGCCGUCAAGAAGGGGAAGGGGAACGGCUACGCUGCCGGCCCCGUAGUGCUCGGCUUCUUCGUCUUCGUCGUCAUUGGGUCAUCGUUGUUCCAGAUCAUCAGGACCGCGACCAGUGGCGGCAUGGCUUGAGAACCCGUCCCCGGUGCAGAGCAGAGAGAUCUGUUUGUCGUUUGUACAUGCAUGCGUCCAGCUAGAAUCGAGUUUAAUUUCGAACUGAACCGUAAUGCAGAACCAUGUAUGUAAAUAAAGUGCUAUUAAAUGGGUAACUGGAUAUAGUGCUAUAUAUAUACAGUGUUGGAAUACAAAUACCUUUUUUUCCCCUUA
Messenger RNA from Zea mays, 628 nucleotides. RefSeq names its product probable stress-associated endoplasmic reticulum protein. Bases 221 to 433 code for a protein of 70 amino acids. Gene Ontology annotation, cellular component: endoplasmic reticulum. The transcript is spliced from 3 exons. Lineage: Eukaryota; Viridiplantae; Streptophyta; Magnoliopsida; Poales; Poaceae. The record is from RefSeq and is a predicted model, not a curated record. Gene Ontology annotation, biological process: endoplasmic reticulum unfolded protein response.